Solea senegalensis (Senegalese sole) is the source of this 4646-nucleotide messenger RNA. RefSeq lists its product as uncharacterized. Gene Ontology annotation, molecular function: DNA-binding transcription factor activity, RNA polymerase II-specific; RNA polymerase II cis-regulatory region sequence-specific DNA binding. The transcript has 11 exons. Gene Ontology annotation, biological process: regulation of transcription by RNA polymerase II. Bases 124 to 4263 code for a protein of 1379 amino acids. Lineage: Eukaryota; Metazoa; Chordata; Actinopteri; Pleuronectiformes; Soleidae. The record is from RefSeq and is a predicted model, not a curated record.
GAAACGGAAAUAGCGCACCGAGCUAGCGCUGUUAGCUCAGUUUGUUGCUACGAAAAUCGAAAGACAUUACGGCGUGUUUUUAUUAAUGUGUCGCGGUUAAAUAUUGUUUAUAAAGAAGCAGCAAUGCCUUCGCUUCGUCGUUUGAGAGAGUUGAUUAGCGAGCGACUAACUGCUGCCGCUGAAGAAAUAUUCAUACACGUAGAGAAUAUAAUCGUCGAGUACGAGGAAGAGGUGGACCGUCAGCGAAAACUGUUGGAGAUCGUUAGUAAACCUCGAGUCAGGUUGCAUCGGAUAGAGCUUCCACAGCGCCACGUCGAGAAUGAGCAGCAGGUCUGUAAUCAGGAGUGGAACUCCAGUCUGGACCAGGAGGAACCAGAGUCUCUACAGAUUAAAGAGGUGCCGAAGGAAAUCUGCACCAAUCAGGAGCAGGAGCAUCUUGAAAUAAAGGAGGAGGCUCAUACCUUGAGAAAUAUCACAGAGCUUUCACAGCAGCACGUCUAUAAUGAGGAGGAGGUUCUCACUGAGCAGCAGCUCUGGAACGAGGAGUGGAACUCCAGUCUGGACCAGGAGGAACCAGACUCUCUACAAAUUAAAGAGGACAAGGGGGAAAUCUGCACCAGUCAGGAGCAGUUUGAACUAAAGGAGGAGGCUAAUACCUUUACGUUGACUCCUGAUAAUGAAGAAAGUGAUCACAUGGAACCAGACACUGACCACCAGCUCCUCUCUCCUGUAGCUGAGACUCAAGAUCAGACAGUCCACAUGAGAAAUAUUACAGGUGAAAAGCCCCAUAUGUGCAGCUUUUGUGAGAAGAGUUUUAGGUGGAAAUAUUCCUUGAUAAGACACAUACGAAUUCACACAGGACUUCCAGUGAAAGAUGUUCUUCAGGAGGAGGAGGAAGAGGUUCUCACUGAGCAGCAGCUCUGUAACCAGGAGAGGAACUCCAGUCUGGACCAGGAGGAACCAGAGUCUCUACAGAUUAAAGAGGAAGAAGAGGAAAUCUACACCAGUCAGGAGCAGGAGCAGCGUGAACUGAAGCAGGAGGCUGAUACCUUUAUGUUGACUCCUGAUAAUGUAGAAAGUGAUCACAUGGAACCAGAACCAGACACUGGCCACCAGCUCUCUCACAGCCCUCCUAUAGUUGAGAGUCAAGGUCAGACAGUCCACAUUAAAGAAAUUAGAAGAAAAAAGUCCCAUAUGUGCAACAUUUGUGAGAAAUCCUUUGUGAGUAAAGGCCACUUGAUUAUCCACGAAAGAACUCACAGUGGUGAGAAGCCCUAUAUUUGUAACAUUUGUAAGAAAAGCUUUGCGGAUAAAGGCAACUUGGUGAACCACACUAGAACUCACACGAGUGAAAGGCCUUAUUCUUGUGAAACAUGUGGAAAGUGUUUUCGGCAAAUUGCGCCUUUGAUACAGCACAGAAAAACUCACACGGGUGAGAAGCCCUACGUUUGCAGUGUUUGUAAUGCGUGCUUUGGUCUCAAAAGUACCUUGAUUAAACACACGAGAACUCACACGGGUGAAAAGCCAUUCAAUUGCCACAUUUGUAAGACAUACUUUGGUCAUAAAAGCACCUUGAUUAAACACAUGAGAACCCACACGGGUGAAAAGCCAUAUAGUUGUGAACUGUGUGGAAAGUGUUUUCGUCAAAGUUCUCAUUUGAUUCUCCACAAAAGAACUCACACAGGAGAACGGCCCUAUGCUUGCAGCAUUUGUGAGAAAUGCUUUGUGCAAAAAAACACCUUGAAGAAACACAUGAGAACACACAGAUACAGGGGUAUCGGGGUUCGGGGUAUGGCAGUCAACAGGAGGACAACGGACAGACUGAGUGUGGAAAUGGUGGCUCUUGGCGCUGAGCUAUCACUGUUAGCUCGCUGUGUUGACAGUAAAGUAGAAGGGCGGUGGUGGUUUUCUUUUUUAUGUAUCGCGGUUAAAUGUUCCAGUGUUUUUAACGAAGCAGCGAUGUCUUCGCGUCAUUUUUUGAGAGGUUUGAUAAACGAGCGACUAACUGCUGCCGCUGAAGAAAUAUUCACACACGUAGAAAAUAUAAUCGUCCAGUACGAGGAAGAGGUGGACCGUCAGCGAAAACUGUUGGAGGUCGUUUGUCAACCUCAAGUCAAGUUACAGCGGAUAGAGCUUCCACAGCAGCAUGUCUAUAAUGAGGAUGAGGAGGAGGUUCUCUCUGAUCAGCAGCUCUGUAACCAGGAGAGGAACUCCAGGCUGGACCAAGAGGAACCAGAGUCUUUACAGAUUAAAGUGGAAGAGGAGGAAAUCUGCACCAGUCAGGAGCAGCUUGAACUGAAGCAGGAGGCUGAUACUUUUAUGUUGACUCCUGAUGAUGAUGAUGAUGAUGAUGAUGAUGAAGAAAGUGAUCACACAGAACCAGAACCUCCUCCUAUAUUUAAGAGCCAAGAUCAGACAGGAAGUAAAUAUUUAGAGAGAACCAUCGUCGGGUACGAGGAAGAGGUGGAAAGAGGUGUUUGUAAACCUGACGUGAAGUCACAACAGAUAGAACUUCCACAGCAGCAGGUCUUCAUAGAGGAGGAGGAGGAAGAGGAGGUUCUCACUGAGCAGCAGCUCUGGAACCAGGAGAGGGACUCUGGUCUGGAUCAAGAGGAACCAGAGUGUCUACAGAUUAAAGAGGAAGAGGAGUCUGGAAGUUUUACAGACUGUCCACCGUGUCUUGUCUGUAAGGAGGAGGAGGUUCUCAAUGAUCAGGAGCUCUGGAACCAGGAGAGAAACUCCAGUCUGGACCAAGAGGAACCACAGAUUGAAGAGGAACAGGAAUCAAGUGAAAGUUUUAAUGAAUCUAAUCAACAAAUACAAGGACAUGAUCAUCAUUCAAAAUCUCACAUGAGAAGUGAUACGAGCGAGGAGCCGUAUCCCUGCGGGAUAUGUGACCAAUAUUUUGUGAGCAGAAGCAAUUUGACAGUCCACAUCAGAACUCACUCGGAUGAGAAGACACACGUUUGCAAAACCUGUAAGAAAGGUUUUGGAAAGAAAAGUAACCUGUUGGCGCACAUAAGAACUCACACAGGCGAGAAGCCAUAUAUUUGCAACACCUGUAACAAAGCUUUUGCGCAGCAAAGUACCUUGUUGACCCAUGUGAAUUCCCAUGUGGGUGUGAAGCCGUACUCCUGCGACACCUGUGGGAAAAGAUUCAUUCAUCACAAAAGUUUGAGGUAUCACAUGUCGGUUCACACGGGUGAAACUCCAUAUGUUUGCAACAUCUGUCACAAAGGUUUCGCUCAGCCAAGUAACUUGUUGAUCCACAUGAGAACCCACACAGGUGAGAAGCCAUAUUUCUGCGACAUGUGUGGUAAACAUUUCGCUCACAGUCAUCACUUGAAAUAUCACAUGACAACUCACUCGAAUGACAAGCCCUUUAUCUGCAGCACCUGCAUGAAAGGUUUUACACAGGAAAGGGCCUUGUUGGCCCACAUGACAACUCACACAGGUGAGAGGCCACAUGUUUGUGACGUGUGUGGUAAACGUUUUGCGCACAGUCAUCAUUUGAAAGAUCACAUGAGAACUCACACAGGUGAAAAGCCGCAUACUUGCAACACCUGCAAGAAAAGUUUUGCGCAAAAAAAUGCCUUGUCGGUCCACAUGAGAACUCACACAGGUGAGAAGCCCUACAUUUGCAAAACCUGUAACAAAGGUUUCACCCAGCAAGGGACUCUGAUGGUCCACAUGAGAACCCACAUGGGUGAGAACCCACACAUUUGCAACACCUGUACCAAAGUUUUUCCACAGCGAAGGGCCCUGUUGGUCCACAUGAGAACCCACACAGAUGAGAAGCCACAUGUUUGUGACAUAUGUGGUAAACAUUUUGCGUACAGUCGCCGUUUGAAAGAUCACAUGAGAACUCACACAGGUGAGAAGCCAUAUGCUUGCGACGUGUGUGGUAAACGUUUUGCGCACAGUCACCAUUUGAAAGACCACAUGAGAACUCACACGGGUGAGAAACCGCAUACUUGCAACACAUGCAAGAAAUGUUUUGCUCAAAAAAAUGCCUUGUUGGUCCACAUGAGAACUCACACAGGCGAGAAGCCCUAUGUUUGCAACACCUGUAACAAAGGUUUCACUCAGCAAGGGACACUGGUGGUCCACAUGAGAACCCACACAGGUGAGAACCGGCACAUUUGCAACACCUGUAAGAAAGUUUUUGUAAGCAAAAGUAAGUUGUUGAUGCACAUGCAAAUUCACAGCAUUGAUGCUCCCACAACACCUGAUGAAGAGCAAGUAAUUAUCAUUCAAGUUUGAGAGUUCACAUGACCAGUGCUGUACCCAGUCCAUAUUUUGUGGGUUUUGGUGUGUGUAUUUUUGGUUUGUUGUGUGUUGCAUUUACUAUCCAAGUGCAGCUUUGUUCGUUUCGGUACUAUACGGUAUGUAUUGUUUUGCUUUUCUUUUAUUUCUGUAUUCUAGCACCAAAAUAAUCAACCCCAACUGUUCCAUUUUUCAGUACCCUUCCCAGGGGUACCAGGGCAUAGGUACAGUGCGGCAUGGGUGGAGGUAGACCCACGAUUGUCAGCUGAUUGGGCAACAGAAAAGCAUCACUCCUUUGCGACUGGUGUUCCUUCUACACCCGCGGUCCAUUCUCAUACAAAGCUUCACAUCUUUUUAAAGGGGACAUAUUAUGCAAAAUC